GGGGGGAAGGAAGAGACCUCUGUGUCCUUCCUGUGGGUGGGACCCCCUGGAGUUCCAUCUCCUCUCCCUCCCCACUGUCCCCCACUUCCCCCCAUGGCGCCUGUGGGGCUGAUCCUGUUGAUGCUCUGCUCUGCUCUGGGGCCCAGCGCGGCCAAAGUCGUCUGGUGCUUCGCCCGAUUGGAGGAGGCCGAGGGGGGCGGGGCCUGCCUGGAGCCGGUGGGCGAUGAGCCCAUCCAAUUGGCCGACUGCUGCCUCAACCCCGCCUACGGCUACAGGCCCCACCUGCACAGCCCCUGCCUCAGCUGCCGACAGGGCGCGUGGGGGCCCUGGGGCCCCUGGAGCAGCUGCUCGGUGACCUGUGGGGAGGGGACCCAGCGGCGGGGCCGGAGCCGGACCCCGGCGGGGACGAUGGGGACAGGAGGGAGUGGCAGCUGCAAGCGUGUCACCUGCCCUGCUGCCCGGAGCCGGGGGGCUGGACCCCCUGGUCGCCGUGGGGCAGCUGCUCCGUGACGUGCGGGAUGGGGACCCAGAGGCGCAGCCGGAGCUGCACCAACCCCGCCCCCAAGUGCGGGGGCACCUGCGGCGCGGGGGGCACCGAGGAGAGCCAGCAGUGCCAGGGCAAGACCCUGAAGUGUCCCGUGAGCGGGUCCUGGGGCGUGUGGGGCCUUUGGGGCGGCUGCUCCGGCACGUGCUACGGGGCCGGGACGAAGCCGAGGCGGAGCCGCAGCCGCCACUGUGAUUCACCCGCGCCUUCGACGGACCCGCCCGGCGACCCCUGUGCCGGCAGCGACACCGACAGCCAGGAGUGCCCGGGGCUGAAGCCCUGCCCCGUGGACGGCGCGUGGGGGGGGUGGUCCAUGGCCACGCCCUGCUCGGUGACGUGCGGAGUGGGCGGGGUCACGCUGCGCCGCGCGUGCAACAACCCUGCCCCUCAGCACGGCGGCCGCGCGUGCGCAGGAAAGGACACCCGGCAGGGGGUCUGCGGGCCCCGCAAGGCCUGUCCGGAGGAGCUGCACUGGGGGCCGUGGAGCUCCUGGAGCCCCUGCGCCCGCCCCUUCUCCGAGUCCAUCCGCUGCAAGAGCCUGGUGGGGCAGCAGCAGCGCACCCGGGCGUGCGUGGGGCACAGCCAGGGGGCCCCGCUGUCCCGCCACGGCGGGGCUCAGCACCAUCCACAUCCGCGCCUGCUACGACAUCCACAACUGCUUCUUGCCCGGGAACUGGACAGACUGGAGCCCCUGGGGGCUCUGCACCCCCCCGUGUGGGGAGAGCCCCACGCGGAGCCGCAGCCGGGAGUGUCGGCCCAUCCUCCCCUCCUACAAGCUGACGGUGACACAGAUGGGCACCGGCGGGAGCAGCAACGUCACCUUCUCGGGGGUGGCUCGGCCCAGGUGCGAGCCCCUGAUGGGGGAGAGGCUGCGCCUGGAGGAGACCCGGCCCUGCCUGCACGUCCUGCCCUGCCCCAACCCCGACGAGGAAUGAGGCUCCCGGUGACCUCGUGGGACGCUCCUCGGACCCCAAACUCGCCCGGAUUUCCCCCCAAAACGCGCUUGGCUCCUCCUCCCGACCCUUCCCUCCAAUAAAGACGCGGCACCGAAGCGGCUCCUGACGGCC
This is a messenger RNA of Myiozetetes cayanensis, 1611 nucleotides long. RefSeq names its product complement factor properdin (gene CFP). NCBI's taxonomy places the organism in Eukaryota, Metazoa, Chordata, Aves, Passeriformes, Tyrannidae. The record is from RefSeq and is a predicted model, not a curated record. The transcript has 10 exons. The coding region runs from base 519 to 1580 and encodes 353 amino acids.